AUGCGUGCCAAGCUUUUAAAUCAUUUGGUAAAACAAUUAUAUUUAGGAAGAAAUUCUUACAAUUGCAGUAUCCAUUUUAAAGAUUUAGAUGAUAAGGCAUAUGGUGUGUUCGAUAUUCUGGAUACAUUAUAUAACAUCAUAUAUAAAAUUAAUGGCAGGGAAUGCUAUAACUCUGAACGUGUAAGUUGUGAUAGAUAUAUAAAAAAAUUAAAAUCAUGUGAAUAUAAGGAUGGAGUAAAUUUUAAAAAAUUCCUAAAAAAUAUUGAAAUUCAAUAUGAACAAAUAUCCCCUAAGUCCGUUGUCCGUAAUGAAGUGAAACAUGAUGCAUCGCAUCGCAAUUCUAUGACAGAAACAGGUACAGAAACAGAGCUAAAAAAAACCAAAAUCGCAAGCUCUAGCAAAACGUUAGAACCUGAAAUAAGUCAAUACAUAGGGGGAAUUAAAGUACCUAAAAAAAUACAACUUAAACUAAGAAGUGAGAACACUGACACAGGAUCAGUGAAUGGAAUAAGCACAAGCACAAUUGUUUUAAUGCCUGUAAUUGUUACAAUUUCAAUCAUAUUGUAUAAGCUUAUUUAUAAAAACAUUAUAUUCCAAUCCUAUUAUCAGUAUACAACUUAUGGUGCUUUAUUACAAAAGAGUGUAAAAAAAUUAAAGAGAUUGCUGAAUAAAAAAAAUAAAGAACAUCUAAAUUUAAAGAAUUCAUAUAAAAAAGCAUACGAAAAUAUAACUGAUUAUAACUAUCAAUUGGCGUAUUCCUCAAUAGACAGCUAA
Molecule: messenger RNA, 774 nt
Organism: Plasmodium gonderi
Lineage: Eukaryota; Apicomplexa; Aconoidasida; Haemosporida; Plasmodiidae
Product: variable surface protein
Exons: 3
Coding region: 1-774 (257 amino acids)
Source: RefSeq, a predicted model, not a curated record